Messenger RNA from Mytilus trossulus (common blue mussel), 3861 nucleotides. Its product is annotated as dentin sialophosphoprotein-like. Bases 65 to 3364 code for a protein of 1099 amino acids. The transcript has 5 exons. The record is from RefSeq and is a predicted model, not a curated record. NCBI's taxonomy places the organism in Eukaryota, Metazoa, Mollusca, Bivalvia, Mytilida, Mytilidae.
GUGGCCCCUUAGUAAGAAUUGUAUUGUAUAAUACCAGUUAAAAGUUAGAACAGAGAAGGCCACGAUGACAGGUUGGAGUGAUUUCCUUCUCCUGUGCUUUUUGUUUAAUCCAACAUGGACUCGUUUCGUAGUUGAUCGAAAUUCUAGAGACUUCAUAGUUGAUCCUAAUACCAGAAGGGGUAUACAGAGCGAUGUGUACAUUGUCAGCAAUAGGGCCAACAUUAGAAUUCACCAUGAUGGAGAUAGAUACAAAGUCAGGAGAAGAUUAACACCAGACGGGCUAAGACCUUCUCUUUCUGCAGCGGGAAAAACAGAUGUCACAAAAGUUGCCCUCUCAGGAGAUGGAAGUAUAGGUACCUAUAAUCAACGAAGGUUAAAUGGGGGAAAUAGGAACGAACAACCCAUCCCAAAUGACAGAAAUAUGGAUGUUCAAAUCGUUUCAAAUGACGACUUUAUCAAAAGGAAAACUAAUAAUAAAGGGAGAAGUGACAUUGAACAGCCUGUAGUAGAUGACCAGUUGGGUUCUAAUAAUGUCGCAAAAGUGGAAAGUAACGUAGUUCAGUCUGCUCUUAAAAAUGGUAUUGUCAACGGUCAUCAGGCGGCUAAUAUUAAUGAUAUCGUUAGCCAGUCUACUUUUGAUGGCAGUUUUGUCAACGAACAGUCAGUUUCAAAUGGUGGAACGGAUAAUGGACUUCAAAUUAAGAUUAAACAACCAGUUAUAGAUACUACUCACCGCAGACUUAAGUCCAGAGUAGAACAAGGGGAUGUCCUUAUAAGUAGGAAAGAAAAUGGUCAACAAUUCUCAAACAGAAAUAGUCAGGGAAAUGGUAACACAGGUAUGGGAAGUCAACUAAGGGAACAAAUGGUAGGCGGAAGUGAUGGAAUAGUUUCUUUAAUCGGUCUGAAUGCGCAGAAUCAGGGCCAAAACAUAAAUGGUGGUGAAAAUGGCCAAAUGGUUGUAACAACGCCUGCCCAAAAUCAAGAUCAAAAUGGUAUGCAAUUUGACAACGUGAACAGCGGAAAUGACCAAAACGGUAGGCAAUUUGACAACGUUAAUGGUGGAAAUGGUCAAGACGGUCAAAACGGUAGACAAUUUGACAAUAUUAACGGUGGAAAUGGUCAAGACGGUCAAAACGGUAUGCAAUUUGACAACGUUAACAGUGGAAAUGGUCAAGACGGUCAAAACGGUAGGCAAUUUGACAACGUUAACGGUGGAAAUGGUCAAGACGGUCAAAAUGGUAUGCAAUUUGAUAACGUCAACAGUGGAAAUGGUCAAGACGGUCAAAACGGUAGGCAAUUGGACAACAUUAACAGUGGAAAUGGUCAAGACGAUCAAAACGUUAUGCGAUCUGACAACCUUAACAGUGGAAAUGGCCAAAAUGGUGCACAAGUCGGAAAUGACCAAUUUGGAUCACAAUUCGAAACUGGCCAAACUGGUUCACAAAAUGGAAAUGAACAAACUGGGUCAGAAAAUGGUAUUGAUCAGUUCGCUACAAGCACAGAAACAGUUGAAGCAAGUCCACAGGAAAAUUUUAAUCCAGAUGGCGAGCAACAGGGUACUGACGAAACUAGUACGGAUCCUUCUACUUUUUCUACUGAGUUAAGAGGAGAAGGUGGAGAAGGAGGAGGAGAAACAAUACCAACAACACCUCCAACUACCCCGGCAGUUCCAACAGACGUGGAAACUACAUUUAUGCCUGUAACCGGUGAACAGGAACAAGAGGAAACACGUGUUACUCCAAUUGAUGGAGUGGGCGUAACAACCACACCUCAAGACGAAACAGAGGUCGGUAAAACUAGGAGACCAAGACAACAUAGAGGGAGAGAAAGAGAAGAUGGUGAAUCUAGGGAAACAAUUGAACGAGGAAAACCUGUCCAUGACGAAGGAGGAAGGGAAGUUGAUUCUAGGGAAUCAAAAAAAUAUUUCAAAAAACGUCAUGACGGUAGUAGAACAUUUGCAAGGGAUGAAGAUGACGACUGGUGGGAUAGCGACAGAUGGGAUAGCGACAGAUGGGAUAGUGACAGAUGGGAAAGCGACAGUUGGGAGGUCAACAGCUGGGAUAGUGAUUCAUCGGACAGAAAUGUUCUGUCAGGAGAUAGACAAAGGAAAGUGAACGCAGUUCAACCCUUUAGGCCGUAUUUUACUUUAAGGAGAGAAAACAAACUUAAACGGUCAGAUGAAAGUGAUAGCAGCGAUUGGGAAAGUGAAAUAUAUUCAAAGGAAGACACAAAGACCGAUAAUUAUGACACACGUAAAAACCAGGUUUUAAAAGAAGAAGGAGAAAAAAGAAAUAUAAGAAUGAAGAAAAGAGUAAAUUAUGAAUCAAGCAGCGAUGAUUCGUUUUGGGAUUCCUUCGAGGACAGCGACAGUGAUAGCGAAGAUAGGUUGAUUAAACCAGUAAAAACUAAAUUGAUAGACGAGAACCAAACUAACGAUGAACAACCGACUGGUUUACGGAAACAAGUUAGAAGGAGCAGAAAGGAAUAUCCUAGCGAUAGUACGGAGUCUGAUUUUUCUGAUGGGGUAAAUAGUUAUAGAGAUAAUUCUCAGAUAAAACAAUCUAAGUUUCAGGAAUGGGGGGUUAUGUAUGACGAUAGUGACAGCUGGGACGAUUCCGAUAGCGGAUACUGGGAAGAUUCAGAGAGUGGUCAGAAAAGAUUAAACAAACCGGCGAUAGUUAAGUCAAAACCAAAAUCUAAUGUUAUAUAUGACCGUAGAUCUGACGAUGAUGAUAGCUGGUAUAGCGACAGCUGGGAAGAUAGCAGUGAACCUCGUCGUACAUCAAAUAAUGUUAGAGAUGUCAAACCGAGAUUAACAGAUAGUUCUUCGACUAAUUUUAAAACCGAUAAUGAAAGAAAAGAUUCUAACACUAAUAGGUUAAGACGUGGUGACAAUGAUUUCAGCUGGGAGAGUGAUUCUUCAUGGGAAAACGAUGAUUGGGAAUACUAUGAUGAUCCAGAUGAAUAUGAAAGUAAAGCAAAGACACAGCUGGAACCAGCAGUCACUGCUGCACCUGUUGGUAGAAAUGAGAUUCGGAGAAAGCAAUCGUUUGUCAAACAAUAUGAUGAUGAUUCAGACAACGGCAAUAUGAGACUUAGAUUUCGAACAGUGAGAGGGAGUAAUCGAGUUCUUGAUGAACCUUCUCGUUCAGAUAGCAAAAGAAGACUUCAUUUUAAAUUGUCAGGUCGUGUACUUCUAAAUAGACCAAAUAAGAAAACAAACGAUCUAUUUGAUGAUUAUGAAACCAGCGAAAACGAGUCGGAAUUUGUUCGACCAUUAAAAAAAUCAAGAAGGAAAUCAAGUAGGAAAUCUAGUAGGAAAUCGAGUAGAAAUCAAUUGUUUCUAUUAGACACAACAAAAUAAAAAGAUUGUUAAAUUAUUGUUUUGGAUCAUAUUGCAUACUAUUUAAUGUAUUGAAUGUACCUUACAAAUUGUAUAUACUAAAACGUUACAAUGAUUACUCACACAUAAAAACAUAAGUAUUAAUAAUAUGUUAAUUUUAAAAACUUCAUCGAUAUUGAGAUUAGGUAAGUAAUGCAAUAUUUAAUCUGUAAGAACAAUGGUUUGAACAUUUUAUACAAUUCGAAGUAAUAUUCAAUGAAAAUGGAACUUACACUAUAAAUGUAUUUGUUUGUAGAAAAAAAAUAGUAUGUAAAACAUAACCAUUAAGUAGUAAUAAGAAGAUGUGGUAUGUGUGUCAAUGAGACUAACUUAUAAGAAAAAAUUUCUUCGUAUGACGUACUUGAUGUUAUUGAAUACACACUGGUAUUUAUUGUAUUAUAUGAUAGCAUGUGUGAAAUACAAUGCUUUUAAUAUAGAAGCUAAAAGUAAACAAUUAAUUUUUAGUUUUGCUUGAUCAU